AUGAAAGUAUUCUUGUUAAUAAUCUUUGGCGUAUUUUCUAGCCAACAACAAUCGUAUCCGAAACAAUUAGUAAUACGUAAAGAUAUAUUUAAUUUAUUUAAAGCAAAUGAAUUUUCUGUGUAUGAUCAACGUGAACAGCAAUUACUGUAUCGUGUUGAAACACAAUUGAAUUUAUUACAUCGAGCAACAAUUGUUGCGAGUCAAGCCGGUAAUAGGAUUGUUGCUAGAAUUAGUGGAGAAUUUCAAUGGGCAUUAUAUCAAGCAACAUUUCAAUUAUUAAAUCCGCAGACAAAUCAAUGGCAGGAAGGAUAUAUACGUGAACAAUUUCAAUGGUUCUAUUCAAAAUAUUUAGUUGGUUAUCAACAACAAACUUUUAUAUUCGAAGGUCGUUCAUUAAUUUCAAUGAGAUGGUAUGAUCAACGCGGUAAUAUAAUUGUUGGUGAAUACCGCAGACGUUUUGAAUUAGCAUUGUCAUCUGUUUAUGAUCUUAGUAUUUACGACCAAAGAUUACCAGAUCCAUUCUAUCUAAUUGGACUGGCUGUACAACAGCGGAAAACCGAAAAAAAAAAUAACUAA
This is a messenger RNA of Didymodactylos carnosus, 576 nucleotides long. The record is from the annotation of a GenBank genome assembly. Lineage: Eukaryota; Metazoa; Rotifera; Eurotatoria; Philodinida; Philodinidae.